Molecule: messenger RNA, 3580 nt
Organism: Patiria miniata (bat star)
Lineage: Eukaryota; Metazoa; Echinodermata; Asteroidea; Valvatida; Asterinidae
Exons: 4
Coding region: 108-944 (278 amino acids)
Source: RefSeq, a predicted model, not a curated record
GGCGCUUCACCAAUUUACCGGGUAGCCUAAUUUUUCGCUAAACAAUUAAACGAGUUCGUAAGCACUUAGCACAAACAAAAAUAAGCAGUGUUUACCCGGUUUUCACGAUGUCGUCUGCUCAGGAGUUUGAUCCCAAACAACCGCAGCCUGCAGCCGACGACCAAGACAACGAUGAUGCAAGUGAGGGCCGAGAAACGGACGAUUUUCACGUGGCCAUGGACGGCCUGACAAAACGAAAAGCUACGCCGUUUACGUCCACAAUGGAUGUGGCACUGGCUACAGCGUACACAACCGAGAAAAACAUACUGGACGGGACGCUCCGUGAACACGGCGUCCCGAGCAGGCAACAGAAAAUGGCCGCUUGGGAGAGAAUACGAGACUGUGUUAACGCAUUUUCUGGAGACACCAAUCAGAAGACUGUGCAGCAGUGUAAAGAUAGACAUCGGAACUUGAUCCAAGCUGUUCGGUUCAAGAGGUCCUCAGGAUUCCUAGAAGGACCGCUACCAAUGCCUAGUGACGUCCAAUCCCACGAGAUGGGUGAUCAACAGAGUCAAUUGGGGCACCAGCAGCAACAGAAUCGGGACAGUACAUCAGAAAGCAUAAAAGCCAGUCAGCAACAAGUGCGUCCUCCUGAAGCAGCGAAUGGUAUCCCUUCAACUUCAGCGCCAGCCCAUUCACCGAAGGAGAAACGCCCCUUGAAGCGACCCUCCACCUCAUCCGUAGACACCCUGGAUGACUACCGUAAGCGCAAGCUGGCCAUCAUGGUCAAGGAACACAUCGCUAGGGUAGACUUGAUGAAAGCACAGGCGGAGUACUACCGCACCAAGACGGAGCUCAUGGUCAAACACAGCUGCAGUCGUCCCACGAGCGUAACAAGCAACUCCCAGUCCAAGUUACCCGCACCGCACCUACACUUACAUCCAAAUCUACCAGGAAAUACUUGAAGGUUUAAUUGGAAGUCUGUUGAUUGUUUUGCUUUUGCUCCAUUUGUGACCUGCAGAAAACAAGCUUGCUUGGCUGGUAUUACGGCAUGUGGUUCAGUGCACAAACAGUUGAUGGUGGUUUGUGAACACUUUCGAAAAGCCCUUGUGCAAAGUACACCCGACUUAUUUUAUUCCGAAUGUGCACAAACCGGUAGCGUCUUUGCUCGAGUGUCGGGAACCAUCGGCAAUGCGUUCGAUUGUCCCUUCCAGUGGCCCCCGGACUCUCUCUUUUCAACUGUUGAGGGGGUACUUGUGCACAGAGUCCUUUGAGUCCGAGAGGAGUUUUACUAAUGGUUGGUCAUGUAACAUGCAGAGCACCGUUGCUUGUCAGUAACCAAAAAUUUCCAAUUAUAGCCGCAGAAACAGAGCUACAUGAUAAACAGAAUUUGCCAUAACUUUUCACUUUCAGGAUGGUGCUUUUAAAAGAAAUUGGAGCUUGAGAACAUUUUCAUGACCUUACAUGUUUUCUGGGUGUAGUUAACUACUUGGUUCCACAUAAUGAACUGAAGUUGCUUGUUUCCCCCCAUUUUGUUUGUUUGUAGAUACUUUUCAGCAGCCAAAUAUGUUUAUUCUUCCACGUUUUAAUACACUGCCAUAAACUAUUUUGACUUACAAACUGUUGAAUUUUAAUGUGUAAAGUGACGAUUCGGUGAAUCCAUGGUGCUUGAGAAUAUUGGACGUCACACAAGUGCAAUGAAUGCAGGAAAGAGGCGUGUUCAACACUUACCAUGUGACGCCAUCUUAGAAAAAUACUCCAUAUGCCAACAUGGUAAUGAAUUAUUUGAAAACGAAAGUUACGAUUGAGAAUGACUGUCAUUGCUGUCAAAUACCAGCUCCCAACUCUUUAUCCUCCAAACUCUUAUCCCCAGCUUUCCUGUGUUUGAUGGGUUCAGGACUAACAGCCCAACACCCUUACUUCACAUGGGCUUGGUCCAAGAUACAGUCACAUAAUUAUGUUGAGGCACACGAACCAGACUUUGUAUUUUGGCGAUUGAUGAAUAAUGACAUGGGACCAACUUUUCUUCUUAUUUUUUUUUUGGGGGGGGGAUGGUUGGGGGUGUUUCAUGCUUUAGAUUUUUCUCUGAUUUGUAAGUUUAUGUGGUUGCCAAAUUAUGUCUUAUUUGGGACAAAAUAGGCAUGAGAAAAACAUAAAAACGAAUAUUUAGCCAACUCGACAUGUAUCUACUAUACCAAAUGAUGAAAUAUCACCACAAUAUGACCAAAUAAUGUAGAAUUUGUACUGAAAGUUAAGUGUUGACAUCUUGUAACAAAUAAUGAGUGUAAGAAGUUGUUAUGGAUUUCAGUACCUAAAUACCUGUUGAACAUGCAUAUUGUGUUUUUAUUCUUGUAAAUAGCAAUAUUAAAGCAUAUGGUACACAUAUACAUGUACGUAGAAAACCUAGCAAGGGUAGCUUCAAUAUGCCGACUCCCUAAAAAAUCUUUAGCGCCCACCCACCCUAUCUUAAUGUGCUGAAUGUAGCACUGAAGUUGGUUUUGUUCCAAUAUUUUUUUAAAAUUUUUAAUGUUUUCCUUGAAACAUUGAUUUGAAAAAUAAUAAUAGUCAAUGCAUAUUAUAAUUUGCAUGGCUGUGCACAAAUAAUGUAAAAAUGUACAUGUAUAAAUUAAUUAUCCAAAAUUCAUUGACACACGUUUAACAACUCCAGAAGUGUUUUUUUUUUACAAAACUGUAACCCAUGGACCGUUCUGAAUACUGAGUUUGCAUUAAAUUGGACAAAUUGGGGCGAUUCACAAUGCAGUGCGCCACCAAGAGUUUGCCAUGGAGAGUCCAUUUGUCAAGUUUAAGGUCGACAGAACAUGGCCCAUUUGAAUGAGUAUCAGUAGACAACUUGAGCUAAUUUGUUAUAAAUUGGGGCAUAGCGUCUGCUGCCUUACAGAAAACACCAUAUUGAUAAAAAGAAAAGAAAAGGGCAAACAGAUACUCGAAUCAUACGCUUACGAAACUACUGGCCGGAAAAACCAACAAUGUCGAAUGUCCCGCGCUGCGAAUUUGUCGACCAUCUCCCAUAAUGCACUGGGAAAAAUGAACUAUCCGUGGUAAACUCUUGGUGGCGCACUGCAUUGUGAAUCGCCCGAAUUAUUUAACACCAGUAUCAGGAUAUUUGGGAUGGUCCCUAGAAAAAAAUGCCAAUAAUAACGCAUUUCAUUGUAAUGGGCCACCAACUUGUAGAAAUGGCUUAACAGUAAAAAGUGAAUAAAUAACAAUUUGAAAUAGCAAUGACGCCUUCUGUUUUUGAUUUUUUUUAUUUGUGACAUACUGCACAAUAUUGAAGUCGAGUUAAUAUAGAAUUACACGCAGAGCUACAAAUUAAAUACAUUUUGUAAUUUUAGACCGACAAAAAAGGAUGCAUGCAUUCUGACUUCAUGAUACAGGCAAAAGUGUAGUUUUGGGACGCCUCUAUUUUGAACUAGUUCUAUUCAAAAUUGAAAGAAAAUGUGACUUUCUUACCUGUUAAGCACUUCAAGACAUGGAAUCACAUCAGUUCAAAUGCUGUCAUUUCACCCAAUAAUUUUCUUCGUAAAUACUAACCCUGCUCCUUUCUGCAAAAUUAAGCCUGCUGAUAUUCAACAUGGCACCU